UAUACAGAUAAAUGUAGUAAUGUGAGAAGUAUAAAUGCUGAGUUUACACAUUGGGAUCUCAGAUGUACCGUAGUAGGUAAUAAUAUAGCCACGGUAGAAUUAUAUAGUUCAGUCAGUCAAGUUAAAUGACUCUUUGUGUGCAUAUGUUCUCUGAUUAAUAUUAUAGUUCAUUUAUAUAACAAACAUUUUUACUCUUUUCUUAAUAACCUAUUCUAUUCAAAAAUUUCAUAACACCUAUCUUCAUUUAUAGAUAUUGGAAAUGUGCUGUUUCAAGAAUUAAUUUUUGUGCUGGUUCAGCUAAAGAGAUAGCACCAAACCAAUAUCAAGCACUAAGUACCCAUAACCAUGCCCCUAACAUUCCAAGUCCUAUUAUCACGUUCAAACAUUGUUUAAAAAGAAGAGCUGCUCAAGAGACAGGAUCUUUAAGAACCAUAUAUAGUGAAGAGUCUUUGCGAUACCAUGAUGCAGCUCUUCAGUAUCCUUGGUCAUCAGCCGAAAACUUAAUGAGACGUGCUAGACGAGAUUCACUUCCGCCUAUUCCAGCAAGUCUUCGUGAAUUAGGUGAUGUCUUUGAAAACGGAUUGUUGAAUAGAUACUUUUGCUGCCGUGAACGUAUCAUGUACAAGACUUGCCUUAGAGAUUCAAAUGGAUUUUAUUCUGUAGUGUUUGCUUGUAAUGAGUUAUUGGAUGAAAUUAUUCGUUAUAGUGUAACCGAAUUACAUGCCGAUGGUACUUUUAAAGUAGUUCCUUCCAAUUUAGGAGCAAAGCAACUACUAGUCAUCCAUUGCAUGAUCCAAAAUCACUCUAUUCCUAUAUUAUUUGCACUCAUGCAAAAAAAAUCGAAAAUUGCAUACAAUGUUAUUGUUGAAUUUUUACGGUCAUUAGCUCCAACAUUAAGGCCAACUAAUAUAAUGACUGAUUUUGAGCCAGCCUUACGUGAUUCCUUAUUGGAAAAUUUUCCGGAGGCUGUUGCACAUGGGUGUUGGUUCCAUCACAAUCAGGCAGUAUGGAAAAAUGUUGUGAAGCUAGGUUUUUUGCAUUUGGUUAAUACAAAUGAUAUAGCUCUAAAAAUUAUUAGAAUGCUGAUGUCACUUCCUUUAUUGCCUGCUAUGUCGAUGCGACUAGGUUUUGAUGAAUUGCGUCUUUACUCCAGAAGAAAUAAUGUCAAUUUUGAAUCCCUUUUUUCUUACUAUGAAAGGUUCUGGUUAGAUAGAAUGGGAACACAAUUUGUUUCUGUGUAUAAUUGUCCUCGGCGAACAAACAACAAUGUAGAAUCAUUUCACAACCAACUGCGUCUUAAAUUUUGUUCUGACCAUCCAAACUUAUGGAUUUUUAUUGAAAAGUUAUGCGAUAUUAGUAAAGAGUACCAUGUUAUGAUUGGUCAAAUAAAUAAUGGAAGGAGACCUACACGCUCUUUAAGUAACCAGUUUUUGGCCAAUGGAAGGCAAAUACGCAAUGCCACAGCAGAGUAUGACUUACAGCUGAUAACUCUUAUGGACUUUUUGCAUAGAGUAUCAUAUUCAGUUGGUUCUUAUGUAAAUCGCCAAAGAAACUGGGUGAAUAAUAUUGAAAAUCAAAAUCCUCAAGAAAAUAUUAAUGCAAGGGACAUAGAUAACAAUUUGCCUGCACUUGUUGAAAAUCGUGUAUUUGAAGUUGAAAAUAUUGAUAAUGCUGAGGACAAUCAACUUCCUCAACAAAAUCCUCAUUUUGAACAUACAGAAAAUGACAAUGGUGAAAUUAUGGUUGGAGAUGUUGAAAAUGAAAUUUCCAUCACAUCAGGCGAUGAAGAGGAUUAUUUCACACCGGAAGAUAGAGAUCCCGACAUGCAGUAUAUGAUGGAUGUUGAAACAAGAAGGCGACAAUUGGAGUUAGAGCAAAUACCUUAUGUCAGAGUCCCGGUUAUUCUUCCGUCUUUAAUAAACAUAGAUGAAAUGUGUAUCGUUUGCAAAGAUGCUGAAAAAACGCACGCGCUGAUCCCAUGUGGUCACAAAGUAGUCUGUGAAGAGUGUCUGAACCUUUUAGAUCCAAAACGUUGCCCUUUGUGCAAUUCAAAUUUUAUUACCUCCCUCAGAGUUUGGUGAAAAUGUAUUUAAAUAUUUUAAUUGUAUUAUGUACUUAUUGUGUAACUACUUAAGUACUAUAAAAGAAUUCUACAAUAAGAAAUUGUAUAAUUGUAUAUUUUUAUCUCAAAAUUUAUUUUUUGAAAUUAUGGCUGUUUCAUAUUAUA
Myzus persicae (green peach aphid) is the source of this 2227-nucleotide messenger RNA. RefSeq lists its product as uncharacterized. NCBI's taxonomy places the organism in Eukaryota, Metazoa, Arthropoda, Insecta, Hemiptera, Aphididae. The transcript is spliced from 9 exons. The record is from RefSeq and is a predicted model, not a curated record. The coding region runs from base 504 to 2081 and encodes 525 amino acids.